GGUUCACAGUUCACUUCACACACACCACGCCCGGGCAGACGACGACUCCAGGUGCGGUCUGCCGUCUGCGGUGGUGGUCAGGACUAGUCUUCGACGCCGUCAAGGUCGUGGCACUUGGCGUUUCACAUGACCGUGCGAGCGCGAGCGCGAGCGCCUUGACGCCGGCCGCUUCUUCUGCUCGCGUUCUCUGCCAUUUCCGCCACCUUACCGGACCAUUUCUUUCCGCUUCCACCGAUAAAUCCUUGCGGUUGCCCCUGUUGCUGCUCUCUUGGACUCAAGGAAACAACUCCUUCACGAAUCCAUCAUUCCAUUCGCCCGUCCGUGCGUAAGCGCAGCACCCACCGGCACCGCCGCUCGCCCGUUCCACGACAGAGAGAGAGAGAGAGAGAAGAGCCGGGCGUCAGCGCGCGAUGGCCGUCGUCGUGUGCGUCACCGGCGCCGGCGGCUUCAUCGGGUCGUGGAUCGUUAAGAUCCUCCUCGCCCGCGGGUACGCCGUCCGGGGCACCUCCCGCCGCGCAGAUGACCCCAAGAACGCGCACCUGUGGGCGCUCGACGGCGCGGCGGAGCGCCUCACCAUGCUGCAGGUGGACCUGCUCGACCGUGCCAGCCUCCGCGCCGCAUUCCGCGGCUGCGACGGCGUCAUCCACACCGCCUCGCCGAUGCACGACAACCCCGAGGAGAUCAUCGAGCCGAUUAUCGUCGGGACGCGGAACGUCGUCGAGGCCGCGGCCGACGCCGGCGUGCGGCGCCUGGUGCUGUCCUCCACCAUCGGCACCAUGUACAUGGAUCCGCGCCGCGACCCGGACGCGGCACUCGGUGACUCCAGCUGGAGCGACCUCGAAUACUGCAAGAGCACCAAGAACUGGUACUGCUACGCGAAGACGAUCGCGGAGCAGGGCGCGUGGGAGGCGGCGCGGGCGCGGGGGCUGGACCUGGCGGUGGUCAUCCCGGUGGUAGUGCUCGGCGAGCUGCUGCAGCCCAGCAUGAACACCAGCACCCUGCACAUCCUCAAGUACCUCACUGGGCAGACCAAGGAGUACGUCAACGAAUCGCAUGCCUACGUGCACGUCAAGGACGCUGCCGAGGCGCACGUCAGGGUGCUCGAGGCGCCUGGCGCCGGCGGGCGGCGGUAUGUCUGCGCUGAGCGCACUCUGCACCGCGGCGAGCUCUGCCGUAUCCUCGCCGGACUCUUCCCGGAGUACCCUAUUCCGACAAGGUGCAAGGAUCAGGUGAAUCCACCAAAGAAGGGUUACAAGUUUACAAACCAGCCUCUGAAGGACCUAGGAAUCAAGUUCACGCCAGUGCAUGAAUACCUGUAUGAAGCAGUGAAAUCCCUGCAAGAAAAGGGAUUCCUCCAGAAGACCUCUAACACCAAGGUGCCUGAACGACGCAGCCGCCUGCCUGAACAAUCACAACCACCCGUAUUGAUUUCAAAACUUUGAUAGAUUUUUGCACAACGUGGCCAUGUUUUGUCUGAACAAGUCGUUCAUUUGAUUGGUUAUUAAAUUUUGGCAGUCUGUUCUUAUAUAGCAAAAUGUCUUGUUUGUGGUGCAUCCUGUUGCUGUUGCACUACCUUCAGUGAGUGUACACUCUGUAUCCUGUAGGGAGCAGUAUAUAGGGCGAUUUCAGCGAUGGUGCUAUUCCCAAUCGUCCAGCAUCUGGUUGAUCAUUCUGUCCCAUUUAAUUACUGAGAUAAAUUAGUAUUACCUAACA
Molecule: messenger RNA, 1713 nt
Organism: Sorghum bicolor (sorghum)
Lineage: Eukaryota; Viridiplantae; Streptophyta; Magnoliopsida; Poales; Poaceae
Product: cinnamoyl-CoA reductase 1
Exons: 6
Coding region: 411-1442 (343 amino acids)
Molecular function (GO): oxidoreductase activity, acting on the CH-OH group of donors, NAD or NADP as acceptor
Source: RefSeq, a predicted model, not a curated record